Messenger RNA from Dryobates pubescens (Downy woodpecker), 735 nucleotides. RefSeq names its product poly(A) binding protein interacting protein 2B (gene PAIP2B). The coding region runs from base 114 to 491 and encodes 125 amino acids. Gene Ontology annotation, biological process: negative regulation of translational initiation. The transcript is spliced from 4 exons. The record is from RefSeq and is a predicted model, not a curated record. Gene Ontology annotation, cellular component: cytoplasm. NCBI's taxonomy places the organism in Eukaryota, Metazoa, Chordata, Aves, Piciformes, Picidae. Gene Ontology annotation, molecular function: mRNA regulatory element binding translation repressor activity.
CAGGUUAGGGUAAGGCGGGGCGAGUGGGCGUGUCCCCGCCGCGGCGGGGCCUGGCGGUGGCGGCGGUGGCAGCGGAGGGCACCGGCCCGGCCCGGCCUGCAGAGUCAGGAAUAAUGAAUGGCUCCGAGCUCGCCAGCACGACGGCCUCCAGUCCCAGCUCCAAAGAGGACCAAGUGGUGAAUGGCCAUGAUGAGAAGGAGAGCAACCCCUUUGCUGAGUACAUGUGGAUGGAGAAUGAAGAAGACUUCAACAGACAGGUGGAGGAGGAGCUGCAGGAGCAGGAGUUUCUGGACCGCUGCUUCCAGGAGAUGCUGGAAGAGGAGGACCAGGACUGGUUCAUUCCAUCCCGCGACCUGCCCCAGGGCGUGGGGCAGCUGCAGCAGCAGCUGAACGGCCUCUCGCUCACUGACGGCCACAGCUCAGAGGACAUCCUGAGCAAAAGCAACUUGAAUCCAGAUGCCAAGGAGUUUGUGCCUGGUGUGAAGUACUGAAGGCAAGGCAGGCUUUGGAAGGACUGUGCCCCUGCUGCAGGGAAGGUGGCAGGGGGAAGGAGAGGAGGGGGCAGCCCCCAGCUGGACUCUGUGCCCCCGUGGGGUUGCUGCGACGUGGCGAAGUCUUUGCUCUGUGCUUCAAGUACCUUUGGGGCUUCUUCCCUUCUUCUUUUCUUUCUUCUUUUCUAUGUUUGGUUGGGGUUUUUUAUCUCUUCCUUUAUAUCAUUUAGCACCUUUCUUGAGG